UAUAUCUUCCACAGACUGGAAAAAGAAAUAGAGAAACUAGAAAGUGAAGAAUCCCAGAUAUCUGCCAAAGAACAAAUCAUCUUGGAGAAACUAAAAGAGACUGAAAAAUCAUUUGAGGACUUACAAAAGAGGUUCUUGCAGCAGGAUGGUGAUGCAGUAAAUUACAUUUACUCCCAGAUCCCCGAACUCCCAACCCUCUAUUCAAGGACAGCAGAGCCAGUUCCUGGGUGGGACGGACCAAGCAGAGUAGCUGCUUUGUACACCAUGGAAAUUAAUGUGGAGAAAGACAAACAGACAGGAGAGACCAAGAUUCUCUCUACAACACCUGUUGGUCCAGAGGGGGCUCAUCAAAAAGGACUGAAAGUCUAUGAUGAUGGUACCAAGGUAGUCUAUGAGGUUCACUCUGGAGGCACAGUGGUAGAAAAUGGAAUACAUAAAUUAAGCCCAAAGGAUGUUGAUGAACUUAUGCAGAAAGCUGGACAAUCAAGUGUAAGAGGAGGGUAUGAAACAGUGACUGUACCAGACAGAAAUGUGAUAGCAGAUGGAAAUCUUAGCCAUAUGAAGGAGCAAAUGCUCUUCAAGGAGGCAAAGUUGGAAAUGGUACAUAAAUCCAGUAAAGGGCAUUCUGUGGAUCCUCAACACCAAGCAAAACUCUCUGGUGAUGCAGUCCCAGAGGCCAGUGCUGAUCAACCAGUGACAAUGAUUUUUAUGGGAUACCAAAACAUUGACGAUGAAGAGGAGACAAAGAAAGUGCUAGGCUAUGAUGAAACUAUCAAAGCAGAACUUGUCCUUAUUGACGAAGAUGACGAGAAGUCAUUGCGUGAGAAGACUGUGACGGAUGUGUCCACCAUGGAUGGAAAUGCAGCUGAGCUGGUCUCUGGAAGACCUUUGUCAGACACAACUGAGCCCUCCUCUCCUGAGGGGAAAGAAGAAAGUCUGCCCAUGGAACCAGCUCCAGGUACACAAAAGAAAAAGCGCUGUCAAUGCUGUAUUGUCAUGUGACCACUUCUUCCUUCC
Molecule: messenger RNA, 1017 nt
Organism: Alligator sinensis (Chinese alligator)
Lineage: Eukaryota; Metazoa; Chordata; Crocodylia; Alligatoridae
Gene: PALM2
Product: paralemmin 2
Exons: 4
Biological process (GO): regulation of cell shape
Cellular component (GO): membrane
Source: RefSeq, a predicted model, not a curated record